UCAGGUGACUGUCUGCAGACAGAACAUGGCUGACCUGUCAGAAGACCAAUGAGGGGACGGCCAAAUUUAGCAUAAUCGAUCUUAUUUUUUUUUACGUCGCUUACAAACACAGUUGACCGUCGUGGACAGCAGCGGAUUGAAGAUGAGCGGUUUGCCAGAGGGAAUGGCAAAUGGCCCAAGCCGGAGUGAACACUUGGAGAAAGAUGCUCAGCUAUGGGAGAGACCCUGGACUCUUGAAGAAAUGCGACAGGGCAGUGCCAACUGGUCUUUGGCAGCUGACUCAGGGCUCUUCCUGUUCCUUCAAGACUUCUCCCACAGAAUGCUGUCAAAGACUCAUGAGAUUGAAAAGCAGUUGGACUGUCUCAUCCGUGACACCAAGGCCACAGACAGCUGUCUACACACUGUCUUCAAUGACUUUCUCAUGCUCUCCAACACACAGUUUAUAGAAAACAGAGUAUAUGAUGAAGAGGUUGAAGAAACUGUACCAAAGGCUGAUGCUUUGGAGAAGCAACCUGAACAGGAGAAGACUCGAGAGCAGAAAGAAGCAGAGUUGAUACCUAAGAUGCAGGAAGCUGUAAAUUAUGGUUUGCGAGUUCUGGAGUCAGCCUUUGAGCAUUUGGACAUCAAAGCGGGAAACUCCGAUUCAGAGGACGAGGAGGUCCCUGACAGAGUGGAGGCCAUCUUAGAGCCCAAGGACCUUUAUGUGGACAGACCACUUCCAUAUCUGAUCGGUUCCCAGGCGUUCAUGGAACAGGAGGAUGUUGGACUUGGUGACCUCUCAAGUGAUGAAAUGUCAGUUGACAGUGAUCGAGACAGCGUGGUCGAGAGUGAAGAUGACAAAGAGGAAGUUCACUCAGAUGAGGAUUUUAAUCCAGAGGAAGACGAAGGUCAAAAUAAUUUUAAGAAGAAGUCAUCCAUGUUGAGUUAUGAGGAUGACGAGGAGGAUGAAGAAGAUGAGGACUCCGACAUAUUUGGAGAAUCGGACAAGGACGAUGAUGACGACGGCGCCAAAAAGAACACUGGCCCAUCAUCCUUUGCUGAUGAGCUGGCAGCACGUAUUAAAGGUGAACCACUUCACAAACAGGAAGGAGAUCGUGCAUCACUGGCAUCUAAGAAGAAAAGUAAAGGCAGAAAAGAAGCAAAGACUUCCAAGUCACAGGCAACUGAAGACGACAGUGAUGACAUGUUUAAACCGCCAAAGAUGGAUGAUGAAGACUUCUCCCCAUUUGGAGGGAAAGGUGGGCUCUUCAGCGGAGGGAGAGGCCUUUUUGACGAUGAUGAUGAGGGUGAUCUUUUCUCCGAGGCACCUAAACCUUUUGUGCCUGAAGAGACAAGAGCGGUGAAUGAAAGCACCAAAGGCACGGCUCAAUCUGCAGAAUCUGGCAAAGCUGGAAAGAAGAUUCCAACAGGUGGUGUUUCAAUAUUCCCAGAUAACAGCCUGUUCAGCUCAGGGAAUGACUCAGAUUCAGUGGCAAGCAAGGAAAAUGGAAUUCCAGUUCCCAAGGCCAAUGCUCCUCCCAAACUGGUUCCUACAGGGACUGCUGUAGUUGGAGGAGGGCUGUUUGAUGACGAUGAAGAGGAGGAUGACUUCUUCAGUGGCAAAGCUGAAAAAGACAACUCAAAACCCAAGAAAGCCGUUGACCUCUUUGAUGAAGAUGAUGAAGAUGGGGACAUAUUCAGUAAUAAGUACAGUCCACCAACUCCAGCUCAGCCCAAGAAGGAGGUUGUGGUAGAACAGGAGAAACCACCUGAGAAGAAGAUGCCGGCUGGGGCGAUCUCCAUGUUUGGUCCUGGAACUAAAAGCUUGCUCAGUGAGGGCCUGAAAAAACGUCGACCUUCUACCAGCGAGGAGUCUGAGAAAUCUGAGGAGAAUGGUCCUGCUCCUGAUGUCAGUAAAGCUGCUGCCAAGCCAAGUCCGAAACCCCAGACCAGAGGCCUCUUCUCUGAUGAUGAAGAUGCACAAGUAUUUCCAACCAUUCCCAGAAGUCAGUCUAAACCAGAACCAACAAGUCAGAGCAAAACCAACAAGGCCCCUCUGUCAUUCUUUGAUGAUGAGGAAGAAGAGGAUCUGUUUGCAUCUGCAUCUAAAUCUAAACCAAAAGCAAGUUCAGCUAAAGCCUCCCCGCUGCAGCCCAGUAAAACCACUUCCAGCUCCCUCUUCAGUGAUGACGAGGACCAGUGGAUAAGUAAUACAACAAAGACGGAGACCACGUCUGGAGGAAUGAAGCCCAGUGUCAGCGCCCCCUCCAGUUUCCCCAGUGCCAAAACAACUCCGAAGAGCAUCCUCUUUGAUGAUGAAGAGGAAGACGAUCUGUUUGCUCCAACACAAGAGUCAAGUCAGAAGAAGACACAGAAAGUUGCACUGCUGUUUGAAGAUGAGGGUGACGAUGAAGAUAAAGGGUCCCUUUUUGGCAUUAAACCUGAUGUCAACACGAACACUGCAUCACCAGCUGCUAAAGUGAGCGCGACACUUGCCAUGGCCUCCGAGUCCUCCUCCCAGUUACAGAAAUCAGAGGAGGUUGCAGUUUCUCCAUCAGAAGCCAAAAACAAAGCUUUGCAGGUGGAGAAACCAGUUGCAAAGACUCCUCAGACACUCUCGGCAUCACCGGCUCCACAAAACACUGAAACUAAAAAGAAACCCGCCGGAGCCGUCAGUCUCUUCGGAGGCAUUGAUGUACUUGAAAAGAAGACAACGACGAGCUUGCUGGAUGAGGAUGAUGAUGAUAACGAUGGUGGCUUCCUGUCCAAGGCCAGCCCGCCACCAAAUGUCAGGGAGGAGAAGAAAGAAAACAAAGUUAUCGCAAAAACUGUGAGUCUGUUUGAAGAUGAGGAUGAAGGUGAAUCUGAGUGGACCGAUCCCAUCUUUACACCAAGUAAACCCACAGGCAGAAACACACAGAAGCCCUCCGAGGAGCAACCACAGGUAAAGAGCACGGGUGUUUUCCAGGACGAGGAGCUGCUGUUCAGUCACACGCAGCAGAAGGACAACGACCCGGAUGUUGACCUCUUUGCCACCUCAGGGAAAGCUGUGAGCCCCAAGCCCAGCUCAGCGAAGGCAGCAGCACAAAGUCUGUUUGCAGAUGAGGAUGAAGAUGACCUCUUCGCCUCCACCAGGCCAAAAGCUCCUCCGCCGAAGGUGGCAGAGAAGCCCAUUAAACCUGCUGACACUGCGCCACUAGCAAAUCCAGAAUCUGUUUCAGAGAUACAGAAGCCUGCACCAUGCCCUGUAAAACCUAAAGAUUCCUCAUCAAGGAUUGGGAAACUUCAAGCAAAUCUAAAGAUCAAUACUGCUGCGUUGCUACCUGGUGCUGCUCCCAGUUUGGCAGGUGCUAUAAGCGUAAUCCCAGGUAUGGGUCCUAGUUCCUCAUCUGGAGUGUCUAGCUCCAGCCUGAGCCCCAGCCCUGCCACAACUCCUGUAGGAGCUCAGACGGACGGUGAAGCAGUGAGCUUCGACACCCCAGUCCAGGUCACGACACUGCAGAGCGCACACAAGAGUCGCACCAAAGGUGCUGUUCAUCGUAGACCCCAGUCCAGAGCUGCACGACAGCACGCUGCUCAGAGGUCAGGCAAAGAUAAAGAAGAGACUGUGAGUGGAGACGUUCUGGGGCCAAACCCCAGUUUAACCCUAACCUUACCAGACAAAUCCGGCCAGUCAAGUGCAAGUCCGACUCUACCAAACUCAUCUGCAUCCACAACCUUGCCCACCUCCUCACCUUCUCAGCCUUCAGUACCUGAAGUGUCACCCAGACCGUCUGUGCUGGCAUUACCACUAUCUAAAGACACUGUGAAGAAAGACUCAAGUAAGGUCCGAACAAAGAUGUUGCCGUCUUCUGAUGAGGACGACCUUUUUGGCUCUGACAGUCUGUUUGAGGCCACCUCAGUCACCAACACGCCCUCCUCCACCAAACAAACAACCAAGAAGACACAACCUCAGGCCAGUAGUGGAGUGGAAUCGAAGGAAGACAAAGACAAGAGCACUUUUCCAUCCAUUUUUGAUGCCAACACUGAUGACCUCUUUAAAAAAGUCAAACCAAGGUCUACGACUAAGAAAGCCAAGGCCUCGCCCUUCUUGGAAGAUGAUGACGAUGAGGACGAUGACGACAUCUUUAGAGUAAGCAACAGUUCCACUCCCUCAUCCACCAGUAGUAAAGAAAUCAAGAACAGCAAAAGUUUUUUAAAACAGGACAUUUUCCAGGAUGAAGUAGCCACUGUGCCUAAAGUUCACAAGAAGCACAAAGAGAAGUACAUUGACGCCAGUUUGUUUGAUGACGAUGUGGACAUCUUUGCCGACCUGUCAGACACUUUAAAACCAAAACAGAAGUCCAAGACAAAGGGAGAGACCAAGUCAAUAUUUGACGAUGAUAUGGAUGAAAUCUUCUCACCAAGCACAGUAAAAACAGUGUCAAAGGCUCCCAAUAAAUCAAAGAAGAAGCCACUGUCACAGGAAACCAGUGCAACAGCCGAUCCAAUCAGCAUAUUUGAUGAUCCACUCAAUGCUCUUGGUGGGAACUGAACUGUUGUUUCCCAAGAAGCCACAUUUGUACACUUGUUGAAUGUGGAUAGUUUAUUUCCUGCUCAAAGACGGGAUGGCACUCUAAUGUUGGUGGCAGAAUAUUUGUCCAUAUGAAUCCCUGUAAAUUCUGUGGCUUCUUUUUGGCAGAUAACAAUGCAAAUGAAAAUGGCAGCAAAAAAAAUCAUCUUUAAUUCCUAUAAUAGUUAAUGUUGAUCUUGAUUUUACAUGAUAGCACUUUAUGAGCAUACCAUUAUGCUUAGCCUCUAAGCCUGCAGAAAUAAACAGAUUAUUGUUUUGUUUUGAAUACGUUUUCUUUUGGCUUUGCCAUGUUGAGAGUCCAUUUCUGGGUUUGUGCCAUAUCUUGGUUAUGAGAAAUCGAUGUGUUUUCUUAAUGUCGUAGGCAUUUUGACAAUGUUUUUAUUAAUAGAGAUUCAUGGAUUUCUUAACUUUGGCUGUGAUGAAAAUGAAAGUAAUUUUUAAUAACUAAAAAGGAAACAUAUUUUA
Messenger RNA from Solea senegalensis (Senegalese sole), 5017 nucleotides. RefSeq names its product WASH complex subunit 2C (gene washc2c). Gene Ontology annotation, biological process: retrograde transport, endosome to Golgi; protein localization to endosome. Gene Ontology annotation, cellular component: early endosome; WASH complex. The record is from RefSeq and is a predicted model, not a curated record. The transcript has 31 exons. Gene Ontology annotation, molecular function: phosphatidylinositol phosphate binding; retromer complex binding. NCBI's taxonomy places the organism in Eukaryota, Metazoa, Chordata, Actinopteri, Pleuronectiformes, Soleidae. Bases 143 to 4513 code for a protein of 1456 amino acids.